AUGCUGAAGGUGAUCGUUCUUGGUUCUUGCCACGCGCUCUGCUCACGCAGCGCGCUGUGCGAGUCCACGGGCGAUGCCGCCCAACCGUGCCGGAUCAAGGACAACGUCGACUACUACCCCCACCAGCUGCACUUCGCCUACGCCGGUGCCUCUGCUGGAACCGCUAUGACGUUGUCUUGGUCAACCUACGCAGAGGUUCAAGACAGCUCGGUCUGGAUCGGAAACUCCGAGGGGUCCCUGGAGCUUGUCGACACCCCCGUCACUCAGACAAGUUACUACCACGACGAAACGUACAACAUGUUCCACCAUCACGCCACUGUGUCGGGUUUGACACCGCGCACCAAGUACUUCUACAAGGUCGGAAGCAAGGCCAACGCGACCACGUUCAACGUGGUCAUCUACGGAGACUUCGGCGUCGGCAACGAGUCCAAGGAGACCCUCGCGUACGUGAGCACGCUCAACCCGGAAGAGGUGGAUCUGAUCUACCACAUCGGUGACAUCGGCUACGCUGACGACGCGUGGCUCAUGCCGGGACAGCUCGAUGGUUUCUUCUACGAGAAGGUCUACAACGACUGGAUGAACUCGAUGACCCCAGUCAUGAGCUCCAUCCCGUACAUGGUGUUGGUCGGCAACCACGAAGCGGAAUGCCACUCCCCUGCGUGUGCCGCCUCAGCCGAUAGGAUGAUCAUGCUGCGCAACUACACCGCGUACAACUCGCGCUUCCAGAUGCCGUCCAAGGAGCACGGGCCGAUUCACAUUACCUCUCUGUCGUCGGAGACGGACUACAAGGGCGAGCCGAGCAACGAGUUUGCCGACCCUCCUCGUAAUGGCAACUUCGGUGACCAGUUGGCCUGGGUGGAGGCGGAUCUGAAGAAGGCGGACGCUAACCGCGCCAACGUCCCAUGGAUCAUCGUCGGCAUGCAUCAUCCGGUGGAAGGACUCGACCCGUUCCCCGACCGCAACAAUGCUACCUCCAACCAGGCGGUGCUGGACGAGUUUGUCAUGUGGAAGACCGCUCCGACCGGUUGCAACGAGCCGUACUAA
This is a messenger RNA of Phytophthora sojae, 1044 nucleotides long. RefSeq lists its product as hypothetical. Lineage: Eukaryota; Oomycota; Peronosporomycetes; Peronosporales; Peronosporaceae. The record is from RefSeq and is a predicted model, not a curated record. The transcript has 5 exons. Gene Ontology annotation, molecular function: metal ion binding; acid phosphatase activity. The coding region runs from base 1 to 1044 and encodes 347 amino acids.